Molecule: messenger RNA, 558 nt
Organism: Fonsecaea nubica
Lineage: Eukaryota; Fungi; Ascomycota; Eurotiomycetes; Chaetothyriales; Herpotrichiellaceae
Exons: 1
Coding region: 1-558 (185 amino acids)
Source: RefSeq, a predicted model, not a curated record
AUGAAGGUCAUCGUAGAGGAAUACAACCCUGAAUGGCCGCUCCAGUUCCAGCAAAUCAAGAAAGAGUUGCAGGACGUCCUCGGAGGGGUCAAGUACAUCGAUGUCGAGCAUGUGGGCAGCACAGCGGUGCCAGGAUUGGCCGCCAAACCCGUCAUCGACCUCUCUAUCAUCAGCGCCCGAGCCGACGUGGAGGCUGCCAUCCACGCAUUGACGUCAAGGGGAGGAUACAUCUACAAAGGGGAAAUGGGCAUCCCGGAUCGCCAUGCGUUGCGGAAACCUGGAGCUUCCCCAACAAGGCAUCUCUAUAUCUCGGUGGACGGUUGUCAGUCGAUCAGGAAUCAAUUGGGGGUGCGGGAUAUUUGUCGCAAGGACUCCACAGUUCGAGACGUCUAUAGCCGGAAGAAGGUCGAGCUCUCGCAGCGAGACUGGAGAGAUGCCGAUCAAUACUGUGAGGCUAAAAAUGAUAUUCUCGCCUGGGUGCUGGAAAAGGCUGGGAUGAGCAGCGAAGAGCGGGAGCAAGUCAGGCAACUGAACACGACGGCGACGGCGACCUCCUAG